This is a messenger RNA of Microthlaspi erraticum, 2382 nucleotides long. Lineage: Eukaryota; Viridiplantae; Streptophyta; Magnoliopsida; Brassicales; Brassicaceae. The record is from the annotation of a GenBank genome assembly.
AUGGGUAUUGUUCUCUUUUCUUACUUUCUCUGGUUAAGUAUACUCCUAAACUGUGGCUAUGCAGCUAUAACUAGAGCAAGUCCCUUGUCAUUAGGACAAACUCUAAGUUCCCCUGGUGGAACUUAUGAGUUAGGAUUCUUCACUCCUGAAAACUCUCAGAAUCAUUAUGUUGGGAUCUGGUUCAAAAAAAUUACUCCACGGGUGGUUGUAUGGGUGGCUAACAGAGAAAAGCCUAUCACAAACUAUGUGGCAAACCUCACUAUCAGCGGAAAUGGGAGCCUAAUCUUGCUUGACAGCAGAGAAAAUGUUGUUUGGUCAACCAGAAAGCUUUCCACAUCUAACAAGUGUCAUGCAAAGCUCUUAGAUACCGGCAAUCUUGUCAUGAUUGAUGAUGUUUCAGGAAGUCUUUUGUGGGAAAGUUUCGAGAAUCUUGGUGAUACUAUGCUGCCUCUCUCAUCGCUGAUGUACAACCUUGCCACUGGGGAGAAGCGAGUAUUGACUUCUUGGAAAAGCCACAGUGAUCCAUCCUCUGGUGAUUUUGUACUUCAGAUGACGCCACAAGUGCCAGCAGAGAUCGUUACUAUGAAAGGCACAAAGCUUUACAAGAGAAGCGGUCCAUGGGCUAAGACGAGGUUCACUGGUGUACCACAAAUGGAUGAUACAUACGCAAGUCCAUUUAGCCUUUCCCAAGAUGUAGGAAAUGGAACAGGGUACUUCUCUUAUUUACAGAGAAAUUCUGAACUUAUACGAGUUAUCAUAACAUCAGAGGGAUAUCUAAAGACUUUUCGGUACAAUGGGACAGGCUGGGUUCUGGACUUUGUGACUCCCAAGAACUCAUGUGACUUGUAUGGUGCAUGUGGACCUUUUGGGUUGUGUGUGGCGUCCAAUCCCACAAAGUGUAAAUGUAUAAAAGGGUUUGUUCCAAAACACAAGGAGGAUUGGAAGCGAGGAAACAUGACUUCUGGAUGUGUGAGACGUACAGAGUUAUCUUGUCAGACACAAGGAAAAAGCGCAGACGUCUUCUAUCGUCUGGCAAAUGUAAAGCCUCCGGAUCUCUACAAAUAUGCAAGCUUUUUGGAUGCUGAUCAAUGCCACCAAGGUUGUCUCAGCAAUUGCUCUUGCACUGCUUUUGCCUAUAUUACUGGAAUUGGAUGCUUGCUUUGGAAUCAAGAGCUGAUAGACACAGUUAGAUAUUCCACUGGUGGAGAGUUUCUUUCAAUUCGUCUUGCAAGUUCAGAACUGGUUGGAAGCAGGAGAACUAAGAUUAUUGCUGGUACUAUCAGCCUUUCCGUUUUUGUGAUUUUGGCUUUUGCCUCAUAUAAGUAUUGGAGGUACAGAGCAAAACAAAAUGAUUCAUGGAAAAAUGAUUUGGAUGCCCAAGAAUUCUCAGGUUUAACAUUCUUUGAGAUGAAUAUCAUACAAGCUGCUACCAAUAACUUCAAUUUCUCAAACAAACUUGGUCAAGGUGGAUUUGGUCCAGUUUAUAAGGGAAAACUGUCAGACAGUAAGGAAAUAGCCGUUAAACGGCUUUCUAGCAGCUCUGGACAGGGUACAGAAGAGUUCAUGAACGAAAUAAAACUCAUCUCAAAACUACAACACAGAAACUUGGUUAGACUUUUGGGAUGCUGCAUCGAUGGAGAAGAAAAGCUACUAGUUUAUGAGUUUCUGGUGAACAAAAGCCUCGACACUUUUCUCUUUGAUUCGACGCUAAAGCUUCAGAUUGAUUGGCCUAAGAGGUUCAACAUCAUUCAAGGUGUGGCACGUGGGCUUCUUUAUCUCCAUCGCGACUCAUGCCUUAGGGUCAUACACCGAGAUCUGAAGGUCAGCAACAUUCUCUUGGACGAGAACAUGAACCCGAAAAUAUCAGAUUUCGGAUUGGCUCGGAUGUUUCAAGGAAACCAACAUCAAGACAACACUCACAAGGUUGUUGGAACUCUAGGAUACAUGUCCCCUGAGUAUGCAUGGACAGGGAUGUUCUCAGAGAAGUCCGACGUAUAUGCUUUUGGAGUUCUGCAGUUGGAAAUCAUAAGCGGGAAGAAGAUUUCAAGCUUUAACUGUGGAAUGGAAGGCAAAACCCUUCUUGAAUAUGCAUGGGAAUCUUGGCUCGAGAACGAUGGUGUUGAUCUAUUGGAUCAAGAUAUUACCAGCUCGUGUUCUCCAGUUGAAGUCGCUCGAUGUGUUCAGAUUGGUCUACUCUGCAUCCAACAGCAAGCUAUUGACAGACCUAACAUUGCACAAGUAGUGUCCAUGAUCACAACUGCAAGUGAUCUUCCGAGGCCAAAGAAACCAGUUUUUGCAUUGCGGAUUCAAGAUGAAGAGCGUGUCGUCUCAGUCUCAGAGUCUGUGAAUCACAUAACACAAACUGCGAUAUAUGGACGCUAA